CUUGCUCCGCACCGGGUUGACAGCAGACUGCGAGGGAGGGCUGAGGCGAUCAAGAUGCAGUUUCUGACUCGCACUGUCAUCGUUUCCCUUCAGCUGACUUUAUUCAGCGCAGUGCAUGGUGCCAAAUGGACAUAUGAUGGACCCCAAGGACAGGACCACUGGCCCGAGCGUUAUCCGUAUUGUGGUGGAGCGCUACAGUCACCAAUAGACUUGGAGUCAGAUCUGCUAAGGUUCGAUCCCACUUUACGUCCAAUUGAGGUUCAGAACUACAACCUGUCUCCAAAUGAGCAGCUCACUCUUGGAAACAAUGGACACUCUGUGCAGCUUUCAUUGUCCCCCAUGAUGUCCAUCUCCAGCCUACAUAACCGAUACACUGCGGCUCAACUCCAUUUCCACUGGGGCUCCUCCAGUCGGCCUGCAGGUUCUGAGCAUACGGUGAACAGUAAGCAGUAUGCUGCAGAGUUGCAUGUAGUGCAUUACAAUUCAGAUAAGUAUCCCAAUAUUUCCACCGCCGUGGACAAAUCUGAUGGCCUGGCUGUGCUGGGUGUGCUGGUUGAGGUUGGGAUGUUCAAUCCAGCUUUUGAACACAUUCUGAAGUUCGUAAAUGGUAUUAAAUACAGAGAUCAGAAAGUGAAGGUGCCUGCUUUCAACAUCAGAGCUUUGCUGCCUACGCGUUUGGAUGAGUAUUAUCGCUACGACGGCUCACUGACGACUCCUCCGUGCUAUCCGAGUGUCCUGUGGACGGUGUUCAGGAAUCCUAUAACAGUUUCUCGCAAACAGUUUCUGACCCUAGCAACAGCGCUCUACUCCACAAAUGCCCAGGACUCAGCCUCUAUGUCGCUGAAUAACAACUACAGGAAAACACAGCCUGUUGACAAUCGGCUCGUCUUGGCAUCUUUCAAAGAACAUGACCUCUCUUGGAUAAACACUGGUUUACUGGUUCCCAUACUGGUGAGCUGUACACUGGGACUUGUUUUCAUUGUCACCUUGAUGUGCUGCAUAUUAAGGCAAAAAAGAGCUGCUGCUGAACGAGACAAAGGCAUGCAUGUUGGAUACAAUACUGGAGACAAGGACGAGUAUGGCUCAAGAGUAUAACUCCUUGUUCUGAUUCACACUUCAAAGGAGCUCAGAAACUUCAACAUCCUUGAGACUUUUGUCCCUUUGCAUCACUCACUUUAUUUAUUUUUUGCCCCAUGGGUCACUUUGGAGAUUUAUAAAGGCAUGCAAGGUUUAAUCACAUCACAUAAUAAAGUUUGCAUGUGGCUCUAGGGUUUUGGGAAGUACUUUUUUCUCUCAAGCCACAAUCUGGAGUCCUUUUGCUGUGUUGUGGCAGGCAGAAGAUGGUAGGCCUUCAUGCUGGAUGUUUUAAACUGCAUGCAAGAGGAACAACUGUCCUCUUUAAUUCCACUUUAUUUAUCUGACGUGAUGUGGUGUGUUUCCUAAGGAGAGCUUCACACAGAGUCUACCAGGCAAGAGCCAAGAGCUGAACUGGUGAAAAUCUCAGUUCAAGUCAGAUCAUGGCACCCAUUCCCUAGGGCUUGGUGAAAAGCCCAACCACAGUUCAAACAAUAGGGGGAUAGGAUUUGACAGACAUCUCUGAUGAUAGGAUGGCCCUAGAGGGAUGGGCUAUACCACAAUUCCAACAACCCUGUACUUACAGUUGCUUUAUGGAUUUCAUAAUAAAAGGGUGCUUAGCUUCAUUCAAACACAGCUUCUUCAUUGUGAAAAAUGUUGAGGAAAAAAAGGCUUUUGUGUUUUCAGCCACUCGUGGGCUGACCCCUAACCCUCUGUCCGGCAGUCGGAUCACAAGACUAACUCCCCAGCAGUCCUGAUAGCUUCUUAGUUGGCCUGUAGGCUGUACAGUUAACCACAGGACUGCUGGAAAGUUAAAAUGUUAUCCUCAUCAGGUUUCCCUUAGCCUUUCUUCAUGCCAUUCUUUUGUAUAAUUUGAGAUGAGUUAUUGCUUUGUGUAUUUUACGGACGUAGUCAGUUCCAUCUUCCUGCAGUAGUAAUGACCAUGUGGAGCUGUUAAUGCCUGGUUAAAGCGUGUUUGUCUGGUGAAAGCUGUAAUGUGUGGAGGUGAUGGAUGAAAUGGAAAUCAUAUCAGAAUAAUGGACUGGACCAAGCCUUUGUGUGAAAACUGUGGUCCCCAAAAUCAAGCUAUGACAUGAGCAUUCUGGAGAAUUGCUACAACCCCCUGUGCAUUAACAUACUUAUUGCAUAGAAGGUGACACAUACUAUAAAGCAAAUAAGUACAUUUUAGAAUGUUUAGACUGAUUAAAAAACCCGUGUAAAUGAGAAGUACAAUAUUAAAGCAAAAUAAGCAUGAGGUGAUUCGUUUUGUCACAAUAAAAUGCUCCCUCAGUGUGUCAGGUCUUUAACACAUUAACAUAUUUUUUCUUGUAAUUGUUACUCAUUUAUUUAUUUUGU
Messenger RNA from Neolamprologus brichardi, 2430 nucleotides. The record is from RefSeq and is a predicted model, not a curated record. NCBI's taxonomy places the organism in Eukaryota, Metazoa, Chordata, Actinopteri, Cichliformes, Cichlidae.